Molecule: messenger RNA, 711 nt
Organism: Cryptococcus amylolentus CBS 6039
Lineage: Eukaryota; Fungi; Basidiomycota; Tremellomycetes; Tremellales; Cryptococcaceae
Exons: 4
Coding region: 163-672 (169 amino acids)
Source: RefSeq, a predicted model, not a curated record
CCGCGAGUGAGCGAGUCCACUGGCCCACGGCGGAUGACUCCGCUAGGGGGGUACUGCAAGCCAUCCUCGGUCUCCGGGGCAGCUCCGGGGAGCAUGAGGUAAGCAUCCAACACUACAAAAGCAAAAGCUGGUAGCCACACAGCCCCAUCCUGCCCAUGCACAAUGUCUUCCCUGCCCCCGCCCCGUCGCCUCGUCGCAGCCCACGCCACGGACGGCACCCCCGUCCUCCUCGAACACCACUUUCCCUCGGCCGACACCGACCCUGCCACACUCAAAGCCCAGGUACUCUUUCUCCAGCCCGACCUCGUCGCCAAGCCAGAAAAGGCGGUAGAGUGGGCUGAAGCAAGGCCGGACAAGAUCUCGCACGACGAUGCUAUCAGUGCGCGGUAUAUUGAUCUGCCUCCCAGCGCGGAUGGCUUUUUCCAUUUCACCCAGACUAUCGACUAUCUCGUGAUCACGCACGGCGAACUCGAGAUGGAGUUGCACGACGGGACCAAGACGACCGUCCAUCCUGGUGACCUAGUAGUGCAGGCUGCCAACAUUCACCGAUGGAACAAUCUCAAGCCAGAGUGGGCUCGCUUUAUCGCAUUUGUAGGUCCUUCCGAAGCGGUGAAAGUGGACGGAAAGGGGUUGGAGGAACCGCCUUUCAAUGGAUAUCUUGCCAAGUUUUAGAGAACAGAAAAGUCUCAAUGAAUCAGUGCACAACACAUA